This is a messenger RNA of Nerophis lumbriciformis (worm pipefish), 1646 nucleotides long. The record is from RefSeq and is a predicted model, not a curated record. Lineage: Eukaryota; Metazoa; Chordata; Actinopteri; Syngnathiformes; Syngnathidae.
AGCGGAAGUGUAAAACAAUUAAAACAAGGCGAGCGUUAGCGGACCUUCAAAUGUGUGUUUUGUUUAUUCGCUUAAAGGUCAAAUGAUGUUGAAAGACUUGGUGAAGGAGCGACUAAUGGCGGCAGCCGAUGAAAUAUUCGCGCUGUUUGAAAGAACGAUAGCGUCGUACGAGGAGGAACUAUCUCGAUGGAGAGAGGAGAAGGAGCGACAUCGACGACAACUGGAAGCUUCUAGCAAGACUCACAUUGUGCUACACGUUGAAAACAUGCAGCAGCUCAUGGUUCGUCAAGAAGAACGUCCCCGUCAAUCGCAGGAUGGGAGCUCCACUAUGAGGCAGGAGGAUCCACAGCCCCCCGACAUUAAAGAGGAAGGGGAGGAAUUGGCGAUCACUCACGACUCGGAGGCCGAUCUCACAGAGUUUCCACUGACUGUCGUCUCUGCCAAGACUGAAAUCCAUGAUGACGAAGCACCCGAGUCCUCUCAGAUUCGUCACAGUCCGAGUGAGAAGAACCGAGGGACAGAGCCUCCAAGCAGCAGCUCAUUACAACAUGAAGAAGCCGAUGGAGACCACUGUGGAGGAUCACAACCAGACAGCCUCCUAGCUCCACUGUCAGAUAGUGAGGCUGAAGACAUGGAAAAUCCCAAAGGACUUUUGAGCGGCGAUACAGACUGUAAAGGUGAUACGAGGACUCAAACUAACAACAACCGCGCUAAAAAGAAGACCGAUAAAAAACGUUCGACUUGCUCCGUUUGUGCCAAAAGCUUUACUUUUCAGAGGGAUUUGUCUCGACACAUGAGAACGCACACGGGAGAAAAACCUUUUAGUUGCUUAGUCUGUGGCGAACAUUUCUCUCAAAAGGGAAAUAUGGUGAAACACAUGAGAACACACGAGAGAACACACACCGUAGAUAAACCUUUUAGUUGCUUGGUUUGUGGCCGUUUAUUUUCUCAGAGUUGUACUUUGAAGACGCACAUGAGAACACACACGGGAGAAAAACCUUUUAAAUGUUCAGUUUGCGGAGAAGGUUUCUCUCAGAAAUCCAAUAUGGUCAAGCACAUGCGAACGCACACCGGGGAAAAACCUUUCUGUUGCUCGGUUUGUGGCCGUAUAUUUUCUCAGAGGUGCACUUUGACAAGACACAUGAGAACACACACUGGAGAAAAACCUUUUAGUUGUGUGCUUUGCGGUAAAAGGUUCUCUCAAAAGGAAACCAUGCUGUCACACGUGAGAACCCACACCGGAGACAAACCCUUUAGUUGUUCAUUUUGUAGUAAAACAUUCACUUUUAAGUCAAAUAUGGCAAAACACAAGAGAAUACACACAGGCGAAAAACCUUUUAGUUGCUCAGUUUGCAAUAAAAGAUUCAUUUACAAAGCGAGUAUGGUAGCACACAUGAGAACACACACGGGUGCAAAAACAUAUUCUUGUUCGCUCUGUGCUAAAACAUUUACUCGGCACGGCAAUUUGAUGGCACACGUGCGAACACACAAAGAAUAAACGGUAAGGAAAUGGUAAACAGCCUUGCCAGGCUUAUGAUAAUUAUCAUAACUCUGAAAAUGUCACCCUCUGUAUAGUUAAAGUUACCGUAUUUUUCGGAGUAUAAGUCAUACUUGCCAACCUUGAGACCUCCGAUUUCGGGAGGUGG